Molecule: messenger RNA, 306 nt
Organism: Cucumis sativus (cucumber)
Lineage: Eukaryota; Viridiplantae; Streptophyta; Magnoliopsida; Cucurbitales; Cucurbitaceae
Gene: LBP
Product: lipopolysaccharide binding protein
Biological process (GO): systemic acquired resistance
Molecular function (GO): fatty acid binding
Source: RefSeq, marked validated
AUGGAUAAAGCUAUGAAAGUUGUGGCUUUAGCAUUGGUCUUGAUGGUUGUGAACAAUAUCGGUUUUGGUGAAGCUCAAUCCAUUUGCAACAUGCCAAUUGCGGGUUUGUAUGCAUGUCGACCGUCGGUUACACCUCCGAACCCAACACCGCCGACCACCCAAUGCUGCUCGGCACUUACGCACGCCGACUUGCACUGCUUUUGCGCGUACCGGAACUCGGGAGCUCUUUCUUCUUUUGGCAUUAACCCUGAACUUGCAAUGGAGCUACCUAAGCGUUGCAACAUUUCUAAGUCUCCAAAUUGCUAG